GCUCGGGCUGCGCCGUCCCGGGGCGCGAGUGCGGGGCUGGGGGCGCGAGGCUGGGGCUGGGGCGGCCCGGCCUGUGCACGGGGCGGGGGUGGCCAUGGCCUCGGCAGAGCUGCAGGGCAAGUACCAGAAGCUGGCUCAGGAGUACUCCAAGCUUCGGGCUCAGAAUCAGGUCCUGAAAAAAGGUGUUAUGGAUGAACAAGCAAAUUCUGCUGCUUUAAAGGAACAGCUGAAGAUGAAGGAUCAGUCGUUGAGAAAACUGCAGCAAGAGAUGGACAGUCUGACGUUUAGAAACCUGCAGCUGGCCAAGCGAGUGGAGUUGCUUCAGGACGAGCUGGCACUGAGUGAGCCCCGUGGCAAGAAGAACAAGAAAAGUGGAGAAUCUUCCCAGCUGAGCCAGGAGCAGAAGAGCGUAUUUGAUGAGGACCUGCAGAAGAAGAUAGAAGAGAAUGAGCGAUUACAUAUCCAGUUCUUUGAAGCUGAUGAGAAGCAUAAGCAUGUGGAGGCAGAGUUGAGGAGCCGACUGUCCACUCUGGAAACGGAGGCGGCCCAGAACCAAGCCGUGGUAGACGGGCUGACACGCAAGUACAUGGACACUAUAGAGAAGCUACAGACUGACAAGGCCAAGCUCGAGGUCAAAUCUCAGGCUCUGGAAAAAGAGGCCAAGGAGUGCCGACUUCGAACUGAGGAAUGUCAAUUACAGUUAAAGAGUCUUCAUGAAGAUUUAUCAGGUAGAUUAGAAGAAUCCUUAUCAGUCAUCAAUGAAAAAGUACCUUUUAAUGAUACAAAAUAUAGUCAAUAUAAUGCCCUGAAUGUGCCACCGCAUGACAGGAGACAUCAGCUGAAAAUGAGGGAGAUUACUGGACAAGCCCUGACCUUUGUCCAAGAUCUCGUGAGGGGCCUUCUGAAUUUUCACACCUACACGGAGCAGCGGAUCCAGAUUUUUCCUGUGGACUCUGCCCUUGAUUCUAUUUCUCCACUGAAUCAGAAGUUCUCACAGCACCUCCAUGAAAACGCAUCUUAUGUCCGCCCUCUUGAGGAAGGAAUGCUUCACUUAUUUGAAAGUAUAACCGAAGAGACUGUGACUGUCCUGGAGACAACUGUGAAAUUGAAAACUUUUUCGGAGCACCUAACCUCUUAUAUCUGUUUUCUUAGAAAGAUUCUUCCCUAUCAGUUAAAAAGUUUAGAAGAAGAAUGUGAAUCUUCCCUUUGCACAUCUGCAUUAAGAGCCAGGAAUUUAGAGCUGUCUCAGGAUAUGAGGAAAAUGACAGCUGUAUUUGAGAAGUUGCAGACAUACGUCAGCCUUCUUGUCUUGCCAAGCACACAGCCCGAUAGACUCCCUCGGACCAACUCUAGUUCUGUGUUAGCGUAUGUGGGAGCCACGCUGCAAGGACUUCAUGACAUCAUGAGAGAUAUUUCCAAACAUUAUACUCAAAAGGCAUCCAUAGAGCAUGAACUCCCAACAGCAACGCAAAAACUUGUGACAACCAACGACUGCAUCCUGUCUUCCUUGGUGGCACUGACAAAUGCUACAGGCAAGAUGGCGUCUUUCUUCUCCAACAACGUGCAUCACUUCUCGAUGUCACUGAGCUAUGGGCCCCGAAAAGCAAGCGGCUUCAUGAGUCCUCUGGCAGCUGAGAGCAUGCUCCAGUACAAGAUGAAGGCUGCCACCUACAUGAGAGCCUUGAGAAAGCCCCUCCCGGAGUCUGUGCCUUAUGAGGAAGCACUAGCCAACCGCCAGAUCCUCAUGAGUUCCACGGAAAGCCGGGAAGGCCUGGCCCAGCAGGUUCAGCAGAGUUUGGAGAAGAUCUCAAAGCUGGAGCAGGAAAAGGAACACUGGAUGUUAGAAGCACAACUGGCCAAAAUCAAGCUCGAGAAAGAAAAUCAGCGAAUCGCAGAUAAGCUCAAGAGUGCAGGCAGUGGGCAGAUGGCCGGACAAACCCAGGAAAAUGGUGCCUCUGUGCCUGCUGCAGGCCAGGAUGAAGGUGCUGCCAAGGCUUCAAUCGAGCCGGGUCUGGGCCCCAGCCUGAUCGGAAUUCUCACCAGGACCGAUGAUGAGGAGGUUCCAGAUCUUGCCAACGUGGGGUCCCGAGAAGAUCUGAUCAAAAAUCACUACCUGGCUCGGGUUGUGGAAGUGACAUCACAGCUGCAGCUGGCAGACAGCAAGUCUGUGCACUUCCACUCGGAGUGCCGUGCGCUCUCGAAAAGACUGGCCCUUGCUGAGAAGUCCAAAGAGGCCCUGAUGGAAGAGUUGAAAGUGGCCAGUCAGAAUGUCAGCCGGCUGCAGGAUGAGCUGACGACGACCAAGAGAAGCUACGAGGACCAGCUGAGCAUGAUGAGCGACCACCUGUGCAGCAUGAAUGAGACCCUGAGCAAGCAGAGAGAGGAGAUAGACACGCUCAAGCUGGCUGGCAAGGGAAAUUCUAAGAAGAACAAAAGCCGAUAGUUGGUACCUCGUUGCCUGAUGACUUCUUUCUGGCCCAGAGCAUGGGGCCAGAUUCCACGCACAGCGCUGGCCGCCUGCAGGAGUGUGGACUGUGGUGGACUUCGGGGCUAGUCGGUGCUGAUCAUGACCAUGACAUGCUUCAGACCCGACUGUGGCCAGGAAGGCAGUACCAGAAUUCGAUGUUGGCAGUAAAAUGGAAAACAAUACACGUACUAUGGAUUAGCGUAGGUUUCCUUGACGCUGUUUUUACUGUGCACUUUUUAAAAAUUAGGUUUCCAUUUCAGUGUGUAAGAACAAUAAAUAUUUUGUAUAUUUUCAAACUCAAUGAUAUGGUAAUCGAUUUAGUAUCUAUGGAAUAGAUUCAUGUUUCUGGAUAAGAUGCUUAAAUUGUUCUUGCUAUUACUGAAAGCAGUCUCCAGAUUCUUUUUAAUAACAUGUUCAUACUGCUGUCUCUUUCUCUCUCUCUGAAGGAGUAGAACUUGCGAAAUUCAUCACUUGUGGGUUUAUUAUCAUGUCUUCAGUUCUCCCGGACCCUCUCUGUGUUGGAAAUAAUAACUUAAGGAAAUCCAUGUUAAUAAAUUAAUCCUUAUAUCAAA
Molecule: messenger RNA, 3039 nt
Organism: Suncus etruscus (white-toothed pygmy shrew)
Lineage: Eukaryota; Metazoa; Chordata; Mammalia; Eulipotyphla; Soricidae
Gene: PPP1R21
Product: protein phosphatase 1 regulatory subunit 21
Exons: 22
Coding region: 95-2443 (782 amino acids)
Cellular component (GO): membrane; early endosome
Source: RefSeq, a predicted model, not a curated record